Choloepus didactylus (southern two-toed sloth) is the source of this 942-nucleotide messenger RNA. Its product is annotated as olfactory receptor 4F3/4F16/4F29-like. The transcript has a single exon. The record is from RefSeq and is a predicted model, not a curated record. Bases 4 to 942 code for a protein of 312 amino acids. Gene Ontology annotation, biological process: G protein-coupled receptor signaling pathway. Gene Ontology annotation, molecular function: olfactory receptor activity; G protein-coupled receptor activity. Gene Ontology annotation, cellular component: membrane. Lineage: Eukaryota; Metazoa; Chordata; Mammalia; Pilosa; Megalonychidae.
GCAAUGGAUGGAGUGAAUCACUCUGUGGUGUCAGAGUUUGUGUUCCUGGACCUCACCAAUACAUGGGAAAUCCAGCUUCUGCUCUUCGUGUUCUCCUCCGUGCUGUAUGUGGCAAGCCUGGUGGGAAACUCCCUCAUCGUGCUCACGGUGACUGCUGACCGUCACUUACACUCCCCCAUGUACUUUCUGUUGGCCAACCUGUCUCUAAUUGACCUGGGAGUUUCUUCUGUCACUUCUCCCAAGAUGAUUUUUGACAUUUUCAGAAAGCAUAAAGUCAUUUCCUUUGGAGGCUGCAUCACUCAAAUCUUCUUCAUCCACGUCAUUGGUGGUGUGGAGAUGGUGCUGCUCAUAGCCAUGGCCUUUGACAGGUAUGUGGCCAUAUGCAAACCCCUCCACUGUCUGACCAUCAUGAGCCCACGGAUGUGCAUUUUCUUUUUAGUGGCUGCCUGGAUGGUUGGCCUUGUUCAUUCUGUGGUUCAAUUGGCUUUUGUAGUAAACUUACCCUUUUGUGGCCCUAAUGUGUUGGACAGCUUUUACUGUGACCUUCCUCGGUUCAUCAGACUUGCUUGUACAGACACCUACCGCCUGGAGUUUAUGGUCACAGCCAACAGUGGAUUCAUCUCUGUGGGUUCUUUCUGCAUAUUGCUCAUUUCCUACAUUGUCAUCAUCGUCAGCGUUCAGAAACACUCUUCAGCUGGUUUAUCCAAGGCUCUGUCUACACUCUCAGCUCAUAUCACUGUCGUAGUUUUGUUUUUUGGUCCUUUGAUAUUCUUCUAUACAUGGCCAUCUCCCUCCACACACCUGGAUAAGUUUAUGGCCAUUUUUGAUGCAUUUCUCACUCCUUUCCUGAAUCCUAUCAUUUACAUAUUCAGGAAUCAAGAAAUGAAGGUGGCAAUGAGGAGGGUAUGCAGACAGCUAGUAAGUUAUAGGAAGAUCUCUUAA